AUGAAAAAAUUGUUGUUGUUCCUUUUGCUGACCUACUUAUGCUCCUCAGUUCUCUCGGCCAGCAUUUUGGAUUACCUCUCGCUAGCCACCGACGAUGCGGAAGCCAAGGAUGAUGACCAGGCCGGCCCGAGCAAGUGUUUAUGUAAUGGUCCUUCGUGUAUUUGCUGCAUCGACUUCAACAUGACGUUUGUCGAUCUGGGAGGUCCUGGCUGUGUGCGAUUGAAGUACAUUUCCGCCGAGGAAGGAAUCGCCCUGAACGUUUCCUAUGGAGACAGUGUGUUGCACAGUCAGCGGGUGAAGGGACCCGAUCCAGCUCCAACAUGCUUGAAUGUGUUCUCUAGUCUAGCCCAAAUAUGUGCCCGAUUUAAUGAACUGUUGCCCACCGAUGAAGGUAUGCGCGGGUGUCUGCAGCUUGAACCGAUGCUGCUGGGUGACGUGCAGAUUGAGCUUCCCCUUGGCUGCUUCCGGAUGGGGCCGAACGGCAUGGAGGUGAUUAAGUCAGCCGAAGAGCAGAUACGGGAGCAGAUUCCCAGCGAAAGCGAGGAAUCGACGACCCCGGUCGCAGUGGUCGCAGAGCAAUCGGCGGCCCCGGCGGCUGGUAAUGCAACGUCAGCACUGUCACUGCUUGAUACUCUCUCCACUGCCGACAUUUUGGCGGCAGUCAGUGAAUCGACGGACGAAGGUAUUGCAAUGAUAUCCAAUUGGCUCGGAUUAUCGGUGAAUAGCGUUCAGAAACCAGCUCCGGCCACAGAAACCGCAACGGAAAGUGUCGCGUCAGAGGCAGAGAGUGAUAAGAAGCCGGAAACUGAAGAGUAG
Anopheles cruzii is the source of this 816-nucleotide messenger RNA. RefSeq lists its product as uncharacterized. NCBI's taxonomy places the organism in Eukaryota, Metazoa, Arthropoda, Insecta, Diptera, Culicidae. The record is from RefSeq and is a predicted model, not a curated record. Bases 1 to 816 code for a protein of 271 amino acids. The transcript is spliced from 4 exons.